GGAUCAACCUGGUGAUGGAGGGUGCUGGGAUUAGCUUUUCGGUUAGUUUCGCUCCUUUCUCUUUGUAUGCAGAAAAGGGGGCGAUGAUGAUUCGCUGAGAGUCUCGCUGAACCCAUGAGGAGCACCCACCCCCCUCACCCGUCCAAGCCCGCCCAGCUCGACGACCUCGAACCCGACCCCACUCGACCGGCCCAGCACCUCCCUCUCUCCACCGCCGGCACUCUCCGCAAGAAGGGGACCGGCGUCCGGGCAUGGCUGCUCCUGGACUCGACCGGCCAGGCCCAGGUCGUGGAGGCCGGCAAGCACGCCAUCAUGCGCCGGACGGGCCUCCCCGCCCGCGAUCUUCGCAUCUUGGACCCGCUUCUCUCGUACCCGUCCACGAUCCUCGGUCGUGAGAGGGCCAUCGUCAUCAAUUUGGAGCAUAUAAAGGCCAUCAUCACUGCGCAGGAGGUCUUGCUGCUCAAUUCGAGAGACCCUUCUGUGACGCCUUUUGUGGAGGAGCUCCAGAGGCGGCUCGCGCGUCAUUUCCACGCUACCACCAAAGCCCAGGAAGGGAAUGCUGAUGAUUCGAGAUGGACUAAUUUGUAUGAUUUAGAAGAGCCGCAAUCGAGGGCUGUCAGCCCUGGAAAUUCUCCUGUGGGCUUUUCACAAUUAGAUGGUCAAGAAGAAGAAGAAGCCAAGAUGGAUGUGAAACAAGCCCUUGAGAAUCGAGAGGGGCUGAAACUUCCUCCAUUUGAGUUUGUUGCACUGGAGGCAUGCUUGGAGGCUGCUUGCAGCUGCUUGGAAAUUGAAGCGAGGACAUUGGAGCUGGAGGCUCAUCCAGCUUUAGAUAAGCUCACUUCAAAAAUUAGUACUCUCAAUUUGGAGCGAGUUCGUCAAAUUAAAAGUCGCUUGGUCACCAUAACUGGACGUGUUCAAAAGGUGAGGGAUGAACUGGAACACCUUCUUGAUGAUGAUGACGAUAUGGCUGAGAUGUACUUGACGGACAAGUUGGUUCAACAACAGCUUGAAAGUUCUUCGGCUUCCUCGACAAAUGAGAAAGAAGGAAUUGAUGAUAAAGAAGGAAUGGAUGAUGAAGUUCUUGAAUCUGAAAUAGAGGAUAGGGUUCCUGCUGAGAUUUCUUUUGAUGCUAAUGGAAGUUCCACCUAUGAGGGUGAUAUUCCAAACGUUGUGAAUCCCCGAGAUCAUUUGUUUGGCGCCCCUAAUGCGCUUAGUAGAGACGGCCAUGGAACACGUGCCAGUACCAUUCAUAGUGCCAUAAGCAAGCAUCUUGAUGUGGAGGAGCUGGAGAUGCUGUUAGAGGCUUACUUUGUGCAGAUUGAUGGUACAUUAAACAAAUUAUCUACGCUGAGGGAGUAUGUCGAUGACACAGAGGACUACAUCAACAUAAUGUUGGAUGACAAACAGAACCAUCUGCUGCAAAUGGGGGUUGUGUUGACAACUGCAACCCUAGUUGUGAGUGCUUUUGUGGUUGUGGCGGGAGUUUUUGGCAUGAACAUCACUAUUGAGCUGUUUGACAAAGAGAAAACAGGUCCGGAAGCAUUCCUUUGGACUGUCGGCGGUGGUGCCACAGGCAGCCUAUUCCUUUAUAUCAUUGCUAUUGCUUGGUGCAAGCACAAGCGAUUGCUGGAAUGACACUCCCUCUAUUGCUGCCCCCACCCAAAUAACAGUCAUUAAGUGCGGUACUACAAGACGACAAUAUCCGGUUGUGUAUUAGCAAUGUUGCGCUUAUGCGAAUAGACCCUGUUACCAGUCAAGCGUGUUGCUGCUUCAUUGAGUACUUUGUCAAAACUUAUUGUCGUUAAUACUUCAUUAAUGGCUCUC
Molecule: messenger RNA, 1824 nt
Organism: Rhodamnia argentea
Lineage: Eukaryota; Viridiplantae; Streptophyta; Magnoliopsida; Myrtales; Myrtaceae
Product: magnesium transporter MRS2-3
Exons: 6
Coding region: 115-1635 (506 amino acids)
Biological process (GO): transmembrane transport; magnesium ion transport
Cellular component (GO): membrane
Molecular function (GO): magnesium ion transmembrane transporter activity
Source: RefSeq, a predicted model, not a curated record